AUGCUUUCCUCUCUUGUCCUCCUCACCCCCCUUCUCGCCGGCCAGGGCCUCGCCGCCCAUUUCGGCUCUCAUCUCGCCGAGAUGGAAAUCUUUAAGCGCCAGAGCGACAGCGAGGCUUUUGUGCCCGGCACUACCCCUGGCUGUCCUUCUAACUGGCCUAUGUGCGGAACGAGCGGCAUCUGCUACAACCCCAAACAAGGACAGACCUGCUGCCCGGGUGGAAAGUAUGCCUGCCCGGCGAACUCGUUCUGUCUGCAGGCGCCGUACUGCUGUCCUGAUGGUCUCGAUCCCGAGACCUGCGCCCAACGAUACGGCAUCACCUUAUCUCCAAGCUCAACUGAAGAGCCUGUCCCGGAACCCACCGACACCAGCGUGCCCACGGAGCCCACUCCAGAGCCAACCGACACCGUCGAGCCCACUGUUUCCCAGCCGACUGGCCCUGAACCCACCGAUACCGUGACUGAGCCCACCGCGACUGAGCCAGAGCCUACCGAGACCGCUCCGGAGCCGACGACCUCGAACCCGGUGAUUCCUAAGCCCCCGACUUCGACUGAACCGUCUGUGCCAUCGAGUACAGCGAACCCUACCCAGUCGACUGCGACUCCUUCUACGCCGCUGUUCACUGGUGGCGCGAAUGCCAAGGAGGUUGCUGGUGGCGUGGCGAUUGCUCUCGGGGGCUUGGGACUAUUGGGUAAUUUGAUUUAG
Molecule: messenger RNA, 705 nt
Organism: Aspergillus affinis
Lineage: Eukaryota; Fungi; Ascomycota; Eurotiomycetes; Eurotiales; Aspergillaceae
Exons: 3
Coding region: 1-705 (234 amino acids)
Source: RefSeq, a predicted model, not a curated record